Molecule: messenger RNA, 2085 nt
Organism: Osmerus eperlanus (European smelt)
Lineage: Eukaryota; Metazoa; Chordata; Actinopteri; Osmeriformes; Osmeridae
Product: 5-hydroxytryptamine receptor 3A-like
Exons: 10
Coding region: 77-1345 (422 amino acids)
Biological process (GO): signal transduction; regulation of membrane potential; nervous system process
Cellular component (GO): synapse; plasma membrane; neuron projection
Molecular function (GO): serotonin-gated monoatomic cation channel activity; acetylcholine-gated monoatomic cation-selective channel activity
Source: RefSeq, a predicted model, not a curated record
CUUCAAGUAUGAGGCAGCCUUUAUAAAGGUUUCUCUACUAGAAGGUUCCAGGGCAGAAUUACCCACUACCAGCAGCAUGCUGAGGUGUCUGUGCUCUCUGCUCCUACUAAAAUUGCUUGGUUUUGGAUCCACUCAGUCCUGUACCAGUCGCCGCUGUCUGGCCAACAUGUUGAUUUCCAAGGAUGUCCUGACUCAGCCUCAGUCUAUUAAUUGCACACUAGUCCUCAGACUGCCAAGUAUUCUCUAUACGACACAGUUUAUUAACACCAAAGAACUUCGUUUCACAAGUCAAAUGAUAGUAAAUUUGCAAUGGAUGGACCCCGACUUGGCAUGGAACACAUCAGUCUAUACAUUUAACAACGUGAUCCUGCCAGCAGAUCAAAUCUGGGUUCCCUCACUUCUUGUGUUGAACGCAGUGAGUCGAAUCCAGAAGCAUUAUUCUAAGGAUCUCCUGGUGAACAGUAACGGCACAGUGACGCACGCUGUCCUCUUAAAGACAGUGGUGGGCUGUGAUGUCGACAUGUUCAAAUACCCUUUUGUUGAAGACACCUGUCCUAUCAGCCUCAAUGCCUGGAAGGCAGAUGAAUGUGGAUUACUAAUGCAAUUUGGAAGGGUUGUGAAUGGUGACAGCGACACUGGAGAAUGGCUUACUCAGUCAGUGGAGCUUGCUUCCCACAAUGGCAGAAAUGACCGCAACACCCUCAACGUGAAUUUCAAGAUUCGCAGCACCGGCCCGGUUGUGACCCUAAUCCUACCCAGUGUGUUAAUCAUCAUCGCCGAUGUGGUGAGCUUCGCGUUACCAAUAGGCGGAGAGCGCGUCUGUUUCAAGGUGACCCUGGUGCUCAGCUUCAUCAUGUUCCUCCUCAUCCUCAAUGACUUGCUUCCUGCAGACAACAAUUGCAGCCCCUUGAUCCGGAUCCAUUUCUGCUUCAGUCUCUUCAUUUUGGUUGCGAGUAUGCUGGUGUCUAUGGUUCUCACACGACUGACUAAAGAUGGCAGAAUCCUGCCCAGCUGCAUCUUCAAGUGUAUCAAAUCAAAAGAUUCAAACUCUAACGACAAAGAGAUACUUGGGGAGGGCGAAUCCGAAUCUGAUAUCAGUGUCAUUAGCCUGACGGAUGCCGCAGAGGAGAAGAAUCUUAACCUCCAGAAAGUGUUCAACUUCCUGGAAAGGAUGGCUUCCAAGGAGCAGAGGAGCAAGAAGCAUUUUAAGUUUGCGAACAAGUUAGACAAAGUCUAUUUUUGGAUCUACUUCAUAGUAUGCAUGAUCUAUGCUGCUUUAAUACUUUACCUCCUCAUAGGUUACAGUGGAUGUCCAAUUGACAAAUUACCAAAAUGGAACAAUUAAUUGCCUCCCUCCUUUUAAAAGUAAUUUCUAAACAUAAAUUGCUGCAUUCAUUAACUAACAUUCUGGAGCUCUUUGUGCAAGGAAGAAAUGAGUACAACUUUUUGAGAACUAUCUUAAAAUGUGUUUAUAAAGCAUUUGUAGUUAAUCAGCUGUCAAUUUACAAAUAGUUUGUAAAUAGUUCUAAAUUAUUAGUCCAUUCGUGUAAUGUAUGCAUUAUUAUGCAUAAAAGUUUAACAGUAUGGGGAAUAUAGUCUGUUCCAAGAUCCUUAACCUCAGGCUGACAUGUCAAACAGCGUCUGGAUCAUCUGCUCCACCUGCUGUGGGCUGUAUUUGAGGCACCUUUCAGGCUGUUUGGUGAAAUCUGCAUCUUCAUACCUGUGGUAGAAAACCAUAUAAAUAAGUAUUUGCAUGUGGACUAAUACUGUGUCGUUCUUGCAUAGGAUUAGCAUCAGGUAAACAACGUCUUAAAUUACUUUGAGUAACACUAGCAUUAAGUUGUAUGUCUGUUUUUGAUCAUGCUUUUUUAUGGAUGGUCAUGUUUUCUCCUGAAUUAAGCUGUAUUUGUCUAUACCUGUAGUUACCGACAGUACCAGGUGUUUACAUUUGGGCCUUCUGACGUCAAUUCAGUCAUCAUCAUUCCAUUCCAAUAAACUCAUAUUAAUAAACACUUACUGUAUCUUUGUUCAUAGGUAAAAAUGUUAAUUUGAAUCUUUGUCUGGGGCUGUUGGUUUAAAAAUGUA